Molecule: messenger RNA, 1591 nt
Organism: Mangifera indica (mango)
Lineage: Eukaryota; Viridiplantae; Streptophyta; Magnoliopsida; Sapindales; Anacardiaceae
Exons: 4
Coding region: 985-1458 (157 amino acids)
Source: RefSeq, a predicted model, not a curated record
AAAAAAAAAAAAAAUCAACGCAAAAGAGCAACAACAAGAAGAAGAAAUGUGUAGCAAUACCAGCAGUAGUGGUGCAGGCGUUAGUGGUAGCCUUGGUGAUGAUGGUGAUUAUGCUGGUCUUAUUCUGAAGAAGUCUAAGCGACAAAAAGUCCCUAAAAGAGGGCCUGGAGUUGCAGAACUGGAGAAGAUUUUGAGGGAACAAGAAUGCAAAAAUAAUGUAGAACACCAAGGCAAGAUUGAAGGCAACAUUAUUUCUAACUUCUCUCCAAGUUUUCUUAUCAUCCAUUGGUUGUUUAUUGGAUUAUUUUUUCAGGAAAUGUUUCAUUUGUCCCGGAUCAUAAUUACUUCAGCCCACCUUCUCCACCAAUCUCCAUGCUCUAUGGUAAUAACAAUGGUGGUAAGAAUAUAGUCUUGGGAGGUGGCAGUAAAAGUCUCCACAUUGGUGGAUCAGCCAUGGUGGCUUUGCCUGAACAGGCCUUAUUGUCAACAAUGUGGAGUUCUGGUGAUUCAAGUUUCUAUGAGGAAGCUCCUAGAAUCUCAUCUGGGUAUCCAUUUUUGACCAACUUUCCAAACAGAUCCUAUCAAAUGCAUCAUAACUCUUCUUCUUUGCUUCAAAAGAAACAUUGUCAAUAUCCUUCCCCCACGAAAAAUCUUUUUCCGAACUCUGGAUCACUGUCUUCACCAGACAACCCCUCGCCAGGAUUUUUUCUGAAUCUAGAGCCCCCUUCAAACCAAAUAUUGCUUCACAAUUAUUCAUCUGCAUUGCCAGAGGAAGAUAAGGCAUGCGAAAUCCUCACUGUUAACUGUUUCAUUCAUUAUGUCUCGAAUUUUUUUGAAGUUAUUUGUUCUUUUUUUUUUUUCUGAUAAAUCAGUUCUUGAGUUUAGCGUUAAACCAAAUGAAAAUUAUUGUUCCUGGGAAACGGGCUUGUUUAUAGGGAAUCAUCUGGUUUAAUUUAAUGAAAAAUUUGGUUCUUAUGAAACUAGAUGACAAGCACGAAGCGGCCAAGGGCUUUCCCCAUGCAGGACACCUCGGCUCCAUUUCACUUCUCAGUUUCUCCACCUUCCUCGCACAUUCAUAUGCUAGACCGGCCGCCCUCUUCUGCUAAUCAUUCUGCAUUUGGCCUAAAACGGAAUGAAAGUGUUUCCAGGGACCAUCCGAAGUCUGGUUAUGGAGCUCCGAAUGGCAAUUUUCUAUUAUUUGGUUCUCCAGCGGCAACUCCUCCAUUAACUCAAAUUUCUCAACAAGAAUUCUCCAGAUAUCAUUCCACGCCUUUCCAUGAAAGCAUAGAAGGCCCACACAGAAUGUCAGGACCGAGUGGAUCAGCUGAGAAGAACAAGCCCUAUUACAGCUUCUUAAUACCAGAAGAGAAAAUGGGAGAAACAGAAACAAGUCUUAGCCUCAACCAUGAGAGAGGUGGAGCAAAUGGAGAGGCAAUUGAUCUCAACCUCCGGCUCUGAGCAUGUGGCUCACCCAAGCAACAACUUUUUCAGAAAUCUCUUUGUAAUAUGGAUGUGAUGAUAUAUACUGGGGACAUUAACUUUGCUUUCUUUGUAAUUCAUCAUAUAGUGUUAAAUUUUCUCCUGUGGAUUA